This is a messenger RNA of Ornithorhynchus anatinus (platypus), 2631 nucleotides long. It is a transcript of the gene ABCB8, whose product is annotated as ATP binding cassette subfamily B member 8. Gene Ontology annotation, molecular function: ATP hydrolysis activity; ATP binding; ABC-type transporter activity. The transcript has 16 exons. Bases 211 to 2352 code for a protein of 713 amino acids. NCBI's taxonomy places the organism in Eukaryota, Metazoa, Chordata, Mammalia, Monotremata, Ornithorhynchidae. Gene Ontology annotation, cellular component: membrane. Gene Ontology annotation, biological process: transmembrane transport. The record is from RefSeq and is a predicted model, not a curated record.
GCCCACGCCGUUCGUCCAAUCACACCCCCGGAAAGGAGCGAGGCCCGCGGCGCCGCGUCCAAUCCCCACCCGGGAAAGAAAAGGACGGCGAUGGUUUGACCAAUCGUGAUCCAGGAGAGGGCUGUGGAGAAAGGGGCCCGGCCAUCAUGGCGUCGGCGGUGGGGCAAAGGUGACCGCCGCGGCCGACCGUUCCCGCUGACCCGUGGCGACAUGUUGGUUCAUUUGUUGCGGGCCGGGCCGCUGCGGGCCUUCCGGACCCCGACCUUCGCCGCCGCCGCCGCCGCCAGGUCCGGGAACGGCCAGGCCGGUUCCGGCUCGUGUCUCCUCGGGGCCCUGGGCCGGAUCCGUCCCAUCCUGUCCCGGGCCCCUCCCGCCCCCCAAGCCGCCCCCGCAGCCUCCCGCGCAGCCCUGCCUUGGGGGUGGGUCGGGGCGCUGCUCCUGGGCCCGGCGGUGCUGAGCGGGGGUCCCCGACUCCGCCUCGUGGCUCUGUGCGAGGCCAAACGGCCGGUGCCCCCCGGACCCCGCUCCGCCCCUGCCGCUCCCGCCAAGGACCCCCGGUUCGACUGGGCCCUGUUCUGGCACUUUGUGCGACCCCACCUGCUGGCCCUGGUGGCGGCCAUUGUGCUGGCGUUGGGAGCGGCGCUGCUCAACGUGAAGAUCCCCCUGCUCCUGGGCCGGCUGGUGGAGGUGGUGGCCCGGCACGUGGGCGAUUCCCCCGGGAGCUUCCUGGCCGAGGGCCGAGGGCCCGGGCUGCAGCUGCUCGUUCUCUACGGGCUCCAGGGUCUGCUGACCUGCAGCUACCUGGUGCUGCUGUCGCGGCUGGGGGAGCGCGUGGCCUUGGACGUGCGGAAGGAGCUGUUCGCCUCGCUGCUCCGGCAGGAUAUCGCCUUCUUCGACGCCAACCGGACCGGGCAGCUGGUGGCGCGGCUGACGGCCGACGUCCAGGAGUUCAAGUCGUCUUUUAAACUGGUCGUCUCCCAGGGCCUGCGCAGCUGCACCCAAACGGUGGGCUGCUUGUUGUCCCUGUCGCUGCUGUCCCCGCGUCUGACGCUGCUCCUGCUGCUGGUCACCCCGGCCCUGGUCGGGGGCGGCACCCUGCUGGGCUCCGUCCUCCGGAGGCUGUCCCGCCGGACCCAGGAGCAGGUCGCCAAAGCCACGGGUGUGGCUGACGAGGCUCUGGGGAACGUGAGGACCGUCAGGGCUUUCGCCAUGGAGCCCUGGGAGGAAAAGCGCUACGGGGCGGAACUGGAGGAGUCGGGGCGGCUGGCGGAGCGGCUGGGAUUCGGCAUCGCUGUGUUCCAGGGGCUGUCCAACGUCGCCCUCAACUGCAUGGUGCUGGGCACGCUGUUCGUCGGCGGCUCCCUGGUGGCCGGGAAGGAACUGUCCGGCGGCGACCUCAUGUCCUUCCUGGUGGCCUCCCAGACCGUGCAAAGGUCCAUGGCCAAUCUCUCCAUCCUGUUUGGACAGGUGGUGCGGGGGCUCAGUGCCGGGGCCCGGGUGUUUGAGUUCAUGGGCCUGACCCCGUCCAUCCCCCUGCACGGCGGCCACCGCAUCCCCCCGGAGGACCUCCGGGGCCGAGUCACCUUCCGGGACGUCUCCUUCAGCUACCCUUGCCGGCCGGGCUACGAAGUGCUCCGAGACUUCAACCUGACCCUGCCGCCCGGACAGAUGGUGGCCCUCGUGGGACAGUCCGGCGGAGGGAAGACGACAGUGGCCGCCCUGCUCGAACGCUUCUACGACCCCACCUCGGGCGCCGUCCUGCUGGACGGGAGGGACCUGCGCAGCCUCGACCCCUCCUGGCUCCGGGGUCAAGUCAUCGGCUUCAUCAGCCAGGAGCCGAUCCUGUUCGGCUCCACCAUCAUGGAGAACAUCCGCUUCGGAAAGCCGGAGGCCACUGACGCCGAAGUGGUGGAGGCCGCCCGCGAGGCCAACGCCGACGAGUUCAUCUGCAGCUUCCCCCAGGGCUACCACACGGUCGUGGGCGAGCGUGGCGUGACGCUGUCCGGGGGUCAGAAGCAGCGUCUGGCCAUCGCCCGCGCCCUCAUCAAGCAGCCGGCCGUGCUGAUCCUGGACGAGGCCACCAGCGCCCUGGACGGGGAGUCGGAACGGGUCGUGCAGGAGGCCCUGGACCGGGCCAGCGCCGGCCGCACCGUCCUGGUCAUCGCCCACCGGCUCAGCACCGUCCAGGCCGCCCACCGCAUCGUCGUGUUGGCCCGAGGCCGCAUCCAGGAGGCCGGGACCCACGCGGAGCUGCUGCUCAAGGGCGGCCUGUACGCGGAGCUCACCAGGAGGCAGGCCCUGGACACCCCCGCGGACCCCCGCGGACGUCGCCAGGCCCCAGGGACCACCUGAGAGCCGACACCUCGCCGCCGCCCACCUUGAUGGGCCUGUGCCCCGCCCCGGGGACCGGCCCUCCCCAGCUCCUUCCCCGGGACCACCGCGGAGUCUGAGCGACGCGGACACAGAGCCCCCUCGACUGGCGUUGUCCCCGAGUGUCUGGGGGGCGCCGGCGGAGGAUCCGGGGGCUGCCGCUGUUGUCCCAAUAAAUCCGGGCUCGAGGUGGGGUGGGGGCAGAGGGCUGGACCUGCCAUCCCAUCUGCCCCAGCCCCUCCCCUGGCACUAGUUCCUCCU